AGGAUAAGGUGGAGCGAGCAGAUGGCAGGAGUCAGAUAAAAAGGUGUUUGGAGCGGGGGAGCGACAGUUUGUCAAGGGGAAAGGGCCACAUGCUGCCGCGCACCGGGACCAUGCAGAGCUCCAGGAUGCUCAGCGGGGCGCUCCUCUGCGCGCUGCUGCUGCUCUCCAGCGCCGCUGGAGCCGAAGUGUUGGACACCGAGUCCGAGGAAGAGCUGAGCCCCAGAACCCUGCGGGAUUUCUACCCAAAAGGUCCGAACCUGACCAGCGAGAAGCAGCUGCUUGGAGCCCUGCAAGAAGUUCUUGAAAAGCUACAGGCUAAACGACAGCCUUUGUGGGAAAAGAAAUUUGGCCAAGUCCCCACGUGUGAUGUCGGGGAGCAGUGCGCCAUAAGGAAAGGCGCACGGAUCGGCAAGAUGUGCGACUGUCCCCGUGGAGCUUUCUGCAACUUUUUCCUGAUGUGA
Monopterus albus (swamp eel) is the source of this 461-nucleotide messenger RNA. It is a transcript of the gene cart3, whose product is annotated as cocaine- and amphetamine-regulated transcript 3. The coding region runs from base 90 to 461 and encodes 123 amino acids. Gene Ontology annotation, biological process: positive regulation of MAPK cascade; adult feeding behavior; G protein-coupled receptor signaling pathway. Gene Ontology annotation, molecular function: neuropeptide hormone activity. Lineage: Eukaryota; Metazoa; Chordata; Actinopteri; Synbranchiformes; Synbranchidae. The transcript has 3 exons. The record is from RefSeq and is a predicted model, not a curated record.